AUGCCAGUGACUAGAUCAGUAGGUCGCCAGGCCGCUUCGGCAGUCGCGACUGGUACGCCGGCUACGACGACCGACACUACCAGCGCAACGGGGACAACGACGGAGGCCACGCAGACGUCCGUGACUGAAAUCACGGAAGGAUCAUCGCAGCCGACCGUCGCCGGUGUCGCCGUGGAGGAGCAGCAAGCCGCCACAGCGAAGCCCCCGCAACCGCCGACCGGAAGCAAGCCAGCUUCCACAACGAAGCGAUCUUCCAAAGCUCAUCGUGUCGCCCAAGCCAAGACUGAACUCGCCCGGCUGAGAUUGGAGCUCGCCGCCGCAAAGCUGGCUGAAAUUGCAGCCGCCGACAGCGACGAAGACGACGUCGACUCUGUCAUCAGCGUUGCGGAGGCCGAGCAAUCUCGGCGUGUCGACAGUUGGCUUCGAGAGAGCCAACACCAACCGCCGCCUGAAGAGAACGUGCCAGCGACCGCAGCCGUGUCCUGGCGCGCCUCGGCGCCUACACCGGCGGGAGUCACUGCCGCACACCCGCCGUCUCAGCGCCCCGGAGCUACGCAGCCGUUGCCGGCGACCGCCGCCGUGUCCCGGCAACCCGCCACCGCUGCGCCAGCCUUCGUGCCAGCGACCGCCGCCGCGUCCUGGCAGCCAGCCGCCGCUGCGCAAGCCUUCGAGCCAGUGACCGCCGCCGCGCCCUGGCAACAGUUGCAGCCAACGAUCGCUGCCGCACCGUGGCAGCCUCGCAACUACUUCGCACAGGCGCCGCCAGUGAUCGCCGCCUGGCACAACAGCAAGGAGGUGUCGAGACAGUUUCCUGCCAACACCGACGUCUCAAAACCGAACGUGAGCUGCGUGAAGGAGCCCGCAGUCAACUCAGCAAACACUCAACAAGGAGCAGUGAAAACGGAGCUGCAGGAGUUAGCUUCGGCGAUUACGCAGGCAGUGCAGGCCGCAAAUUAUAAGCAACCACUGAGGUAUGUCGAGUUACCCAUAUUUAAUGGUGCACAUCAAGAGUGGUUAACCUUUCGUGCCGCGUAUUGUGAGACGUCCCAUCACUUCACGGAGGUCGAGAAUAUGUCCCGACUACGCCGCAGCCUCCGUGGGAUAGCGAAGGACGCAGUGCAAGGCCUAUUGAUCACGAAUGCAGACCCGGCCGGGGUCAUGAAGACACUAGAGACUCGCUUCGGUCGACCCGAGUCCAUUGCCAUGGCGGAGAUGGACAGAUUGCGCGCGCUGCCGAGACUCACCGAGUCACCGCGCGACUUAUGCACCUUCGCCACUAGAAUACAGAAUAUCGUCGGGACUUUACAAGCGCUCAAUUGCACCUUUUAUAUGUACAAUCCAGAGUUGACUAAAGGUUUAACAGAGAAGCUCACGCCUACGCUCAAGAGGCAAUGGUACGAGUACGCCGCAUCGCAACUAGCCGGACUACCGGACCUCGUGAAGUUCAACAACUUCGUGAUGCGGGAGGCCGAGUUCUGCAGUCCGUUCGCCGCCGCCGAGACGAUCGUCGACCGCACUCCGAGCAAGAACAGUGACGGAAUGCAGCGACGACAACAGCGGGUACACGCCGCUACCGAAAGAACGGACGAAGCAAUGUGCAGUCUGUGUGCGCGACAGGGCCACACAAUCGCCGACUGCACAAGAUUCGCCAACGCCGACGUCAACACUAGAUGGGAUGAAGCAAAGAAGCGCAACCUGUGCUUCCGAUGCCUGAGACGUCGGAACAAGCAGCACAGGUGCAAAUCGAAGCAAUGUGACAUCGACGGGUGCGAGCGCUAUCAUCAUCGCAUGCUUCACUCGACACACAAGCCUGUCGAGUCGAAAAGUGAAGAGCAGCACAACAACGAGCAAGUCAACUCUGCGUGGGUGCCGCGAGUGUCCUUCCUCAAGAUAGCUCCCGUACGCAUCUUCGGCCCGAGAAAAGCAGUCGACACCUUUGCGCUCCUCGACGACGGAUCCACAGUCUCCCUGGUAGACGACGACCUCGCGAAGAGCAUCGGGAUCGACGGACCGGAGGAGCCGCUGCACAUAUGCACGUACGACGGGACGACCAGGAACAACGCCGGAUCACGCCGAGUGUCGUUCAAAAUCAGAGGACAAGGUGAGAACCUCCGCACCCAACAGAUCGACGCACACACCGUGAACGACUUGAAGCUCGCCACACAGAAGAUAUCCCGAGAAGCUGUUCGAGACUGCCGACACCUGGACGAAUUCGUCGCGCAUCUCGACCCUCGGGAAGUUCGCCCUCGCAUCCUCAUCGGGCAAGACAACUGGCAUCUGCUGUUGGCAACAAGAACCAAGAAGGGUAAGAGAAACCAACCCGUAGCAUCAUUAACUCCGUUGGGUUGGGUAGUGCAUGGCAGCCGUUCAAGAGCCCUCGAAAAUCGGGUGAAUUUCAUCAAUUACACCGCAGCCGCAGAUGAACACAUGCAGAAGUUGGUUGAAGAAUAUAUCACAACGGACAACAUGUACAUUCAACCCAAGAUGCCACAGAACACCAUGGAAGAGAAGGCGUUGAAAAUAUUGGAAGGAAAAACAACGCGAAUGCCCGAUGGAAGAUACCAGACCGGCCUACUGUGGAAGUCUGAAGAAGUCAACAUGCCGUGCAACUACCAGAACACAUUGAAGCGAUUGCACAACGUUGAGCGCAAACUCGACAAGGACCCGCAGCUUAGAUGCAGAUACUCGGAGCAGAUGGAGGCGCUAAUUCGCAAGGGAUAUGCAGAGCCAGCAGUCCCGACGACGUCGAUGAAGAAGUGGUACCUCCCGCACUUCGCGGUGAUCAACGCGAAGAAACCCGACAAGCUGCGAGUGGUGCACGACGCGGCUGCAAAGACCAGAGGUGUGUCUUUAAAUGACUAUUUAUACACAGGUCCUGACUUAUUGCAGCCGCUUCCCGGGAUACUUAUGCGUUUCCGGGAACACCCGUUCGCGAUCACAGCGGACAUUUCGGAGAUGUUUCUCCAAAUACAACUCCGAGAAGAGGACCGGGACGCCUUGCGCUAUCUCUGGCGAGGCACCCGACGAGACGACAAGCCUCCGCAAGAAUACAGAAUGAAGACGCUCAUCUUUGGUGCUUCGAGUUCGCCCUCAACGGCGAUAUUCGUAAUGAACCUCAACGCCGAGAGGUUCAAAGAAGAGUGUCCGGAGGCGGUCGCAGCCAUAAGAAGCAAACACUAUAUGGACGACUACAUAGACAGCUUCGAGACAUUAGAAAAGGCUAAGGAAAUCGCCAAGCAAGUCCGAAGAAUCCACAGCGAAGCCCACUUCGAACUCAAGAAAUGGGCCUCGAACUCGCCCGAACUAUUGAAGGCCCUGGGCGAGAAGUCAAGCAGCGAAACAGUCAACAUUCAAGACAAGCACGAGAGAGUCCUCGGGUUAAUCUGGCGUCCAAAAGAAGAUCAACUGGCCUUCGAUCUGCGCCUCGUCGACGUCCCACCGAGCCUGCUGCAAGACGAAGUUCCUACGAAACGUCAAGCUUUAAAGAUUGUUAUGUCAGUUUUUGAUCCCUUAGGACUUCUCUCUCCGCUGACAAUCAAGCCGAAGCAGCUGCUGCAGGAAGUCUGGAGACGCGGAACGCCGUGGGACGACCGACUCGACGCAGACAUAGCCGCCAGUUGGAGCAGAUGGCUGACACAAUUGAAGGCUGCCAGCAACAUCGCAGUGCCGCGGUGUUACCUGAGCUACAGCACCGCAUCUCGCCUCGAGCUUCACGUCUUCACAGACGCCAGUGAAUCGGCGUAUGCAGCGGUCCUGUACUGGCGCACCGUGGACAGCGACGGGACAACCGCGGUGACACUACUCACUGCUAAGGCGAAAGUGGCACCUCUCAAGCUGCUUUCGAUCCCGCGAAUGGAGCUGCAAGCUGCGGUUCUCGGGACACGGAUGGCGAUAGCAGUGAAAAAUGAACACCAACACAAGCCGGACUCGACCACGUUCUGGACGGACAGCCGAACAACUCUGUGCUGGAUCCGCACGGGUGCUCGAGCCUUCAAGCCAUACGUCGCGCACCGCAUCGCAGCCAUUGAAGAGGGCAGCAGAGUUCCAGAGUGGAGAUGGGUGCCUACGAAGUGGAACGUGGCCGACGACGCAACACGCGGCACGCCAGCGGACUUCGGCGCCGAGCAUCGCUGGUUCCACGGUCCAGAUUUCCUGCGAGAAAAACCCGAAGCCUGGCCAAUAGAAAAGGACCCUCAGCCCGCACACACUACGGGCGAGGAAAGGAGCCACGCCGUAUUCGCCAUCGCUCAAAAACAACACUUGAGCGAUGCCAUACCGGACGUGCAACGCUUCUCAUCGUGGCUACGUUAUCUGCGAGCGACAGCAAGAGUUCUAAAAGCCAUCCAGAUACUACGCCAGCGGACGCAGAGAAUACACUACAAAAGAACGAAGAAACGUCCCAGCCAAGAUCCGGAUUGGAAAAACAACAAGGCGAGCGACGCAAAGCAACCCAAGCCCGCGGUGAGCAAGAGGAGCGACUUCGUGAUAUUGCCCGCCGAGCUACAGCAUCGCGCCGAAACGCUAAUCAUAAGAGCGUCGCAAGAAGAAGCCUUCGAAGCCGAGUUGCGUGCACUAACAAACGGCACGCAACUACCCCGAGACAGCCGGCUCUAUCCCCUCAGCACUCACAUAUCUGAGGGGAUCAUAAGGCUCAAGAGUCGAAUCACCGCCGCCAUCGGAGUCUCAGAGAAUAUGAAGAAUCCGCCGAUAGUGGACGGCGGACACCUCGCAACUAAGCUGUGGAUAAAACACAUUCACGAGCUAUUGCAUCACGCCGGCACCGAAAGUACGGUAAAUCAAUGCCGACAAUACCGUUGGGUUAUACGACUGCGACCCACGGUGAAAGAAAUCAUCUCAAGAUGCCUGAAGUGCCGAAUGAAGAUGGUCAACCCGCCGCAGCCGAUCACCGGAGACCUGCCGCCCUGCAGAUUGGCACACCACCAGAGACCGUUCACUUACACCGGUCUCGACUACUUCGGCCCGCUGACAAUAACCGUCGGCAGGGCGCACCAGAAGCGAUACGUGACGCUCUUCACGUGCCUCACCGUUCGAGCAGUGCAUUUGGAGAUCGUGCAUUCUCUGAGCACGGACUCCGCCAUCAUGGCGUUGAGACGAAUGAUCGCACGCCGCGGAUGCCCCGCGGAGAUAUGGAGUGACAACGCGACGAACUUCCACGGCGCAGAAAAGGAGCUGCGACACAUGCUGCAGGACGGCGCGGAACGAGAGGCGUCAAGAAGAGCCAUACGGUGGCGCUUCAUCCCUCCAGGAGCGCCAUUCAUGGGAGGCGCCUGGGAGAGACUGGUACGAUCCGUAAAGACUGCACUCACCGUGGUCUUACGAGAAAAGCACCCAAGAGAAGAAACACUCAGCACACUGCUCGCCGAGGUCGAGAACACCGUGAACAGCCGCCCGCUGACACACGUCUCGGUCAGCCCUGAAGACCCGGAAGCUCUGACACCCAACCACUUCUUGUUGGGCUGCCAGGGACCGAUCGUCACACCGGGAUUCUCCGAGGACUACGGCUACGGAUCAAACAUCAAUCUACGCGCAGCACAACAGUUAGCCAACGAAUUCUGGGCGCGAUGGCUAAGAGAAUAUUUACCGGAGCUGCGAAACCGGCGGGAGCCGCAUGGAAGAGGACCGACGCUUCACACAGGCGACCUGGUGCGGAUCGUCGACGGCAACUUACCAAGGAACGCGUGGGUACGAGGCAAGAUCAUCGCGACUCACCCGGGACCGGACGGCAUCGUGCGCACCGUGGACAUCGCAACGAGAGGCGGAGUCCUACGAAGACCGACGAAAAAGGUCAUAGUAAUCCUGCCGGCCUGCGAAACAGCGACCUGCACCCGUCAAGGAGAUGUAUCGCCCCCAGCAGGCGAUACACGGCGGGAGGAUGUGCAGGAUGAUUAAAACAUUCAGCAAAAAUUAAAAAUGCAGGGUGACCGAUAUACGCAGGCGAAGAAAACAAGAGAGAGGGAAACAUCUUCCGUCUCGACCACACACACACGGAGCGAGAGAGAAACAUCUUCCGUCUCGCUCACAC
Molecule: messenger RNA, 6043 nt
Organism: Manduca sexta (tobacco hornworm)
Lineage: Eukaryota; Metazoa; Arthropoda; Insecta; Lepidoptera; Sphingidae
Biological process (GO): DNA integration
Molecular function (GO): nucleic acid binding
Source: RefSeq, a predicted model, not a curated record